Neolamprologus brichardi is the source of this 552-nucleotide messenger RNA. NCBI's taxonomy places the organism in Eukaryota, Metazoa, Chordata, Actinopteri, Cichliformes, Cichlidae. The record is from RefSeq and is a predicted model, not a curated record.
AGAACACACAGGUUUGUAUCACACGUGCGUCAUUAACACACAUAAAAUCUGAGCUGUCUUUUUUUCCAGACGUCGGCGAUGACCAGCCGGGUCGGCGAGCUGCACAGUGGCACAAACAGAACGUACCGGCGGGCCGAGGAUGUGUUGUCCCUCCUCAGGAACAUGAGCGCCAAUAUAAACGAACUUCUGCUGAGGUCGAACAGUUCUUCGCUAAACGAGACGGAGGCAGAGGAGGAUGGCGAGGAGAGGGAGAGGAAGAUGAGGGAGGUGCAGGCCAUGCUGAGGGAGAUGAGGCACAGGAGCUGCACGGGUCAGAUGAAGAUGGCCGACAAAGAGAAGGCAGAGGCUGAGAAACUGUUGGAUCGGGUCAGCAGGCAGCUGGUGGACCGUCAGGAGGAAAACGACAACCUAACUCGAUCCAUCAGUGACCGUCUCUCCCGCCUCCACGCUGACACGAUGGACCUCCGAGACGCCCUGAAUGAGGCUGUGAACAACACGGCGAGAGCUGCCGAGAUCAACAACGCCAACGAGAAAAGCCUGGACGACCACAAC